AUGGCUUCCAAUAUCGCGUCGGCGUCGAGUAGUGUCACACCUGAGAGGCACUUUGAGAAGAAGCGGAAAGUUCUGAGGGCAUGUGAUAGAUGUCGGAGGAAGAAGAUCCGUUGCGAUGGACCAAUGAAUAGCCUGGUGGCCAGCAAAUGUGCAAAUUGCGAGGAGAACGGAUUCGACUGCACUUAUGUGGAAAGCGCUAAGCGUCGUGGCCCACCAAAAGGCUACAUGGAAGCCAUCGAGCAGAGAGCGGGGCGUCUUGAGGCCAUCCUGCGACAAAUCCAGCCCGAUGUGAAUUGGGACUACACGGUUGGUCCGCGGCCUGAUCGCGAGGAAUUCGACCUUGCGGACCAUCAAGAAUCUCUACGUCGACUACAGAUACCGCCUUGGCCUGCGACUAAGCCGAUCAAGCUUCCUACGAACGUCAGUGGGGUCCCUUCACCUCCUUCUCGUGUUCUCGGUCCUUCGCCUUGGCAGUCGUACGAGCGAGAUCCCAGAAGGCCACCAUCCACACCUCCCGACGACUUGGAAGCAGCCAGAAUACAUAUCGCCAUGUCGCAAGCGAUGAACAAACUUGAUCUCCGGGAAACCCCUUGGCGCUUCCAUGGCAAGGCUUCCGUCUCUCACCUUAUCGUGCAGGUCAACGAAAUGCGUUUCAGUGUGACUGGUCGGAAUGGGAUCGAUGGUAUCAAACAGCUCAAACGAGACGAGUACUGGAUGAUCCCCGAAUGGGAGCUCGUCGUUGCUCAAGACACAGUCAGAAGUCUUGACGAGUCCAUUUGGCCGUCGGCCUUACUGGCCCGCGAGCUCAUAGACGCCUACUUUGCUCACGUCAAUUUCCACCUCCCUCUUCUCAGCAAACCAGUCUUUGAGAGACAAUAUCACUCGGGACUGUGGAGAUCCAAUCACGGCUUUGCGAAAGUGUGCUUGAUGGUCUUUGCCAAUGGCGCCAGAUUUGUCGACAACCCAGAAGUCUAUUGGCCGCGGGAUGAAGCGCUGUCUGAGGAGGGAAGAGAUCGUCUCCGCUUUGACAGAGACGGAACUUUACGAUACUCGGCCGGCUGGAAAUACUUGCGAACCAUGUUCAGCAUGGGACACAGCAUUUUGCAAGGGCCGACAUUGUUCGAUUUCCAAUGUCAAGUCCUCACCUGUUGUUUCCUGCUCGGCAGCGCUGUGCCCCAUCUCACCUAUCUCGUCUCCGGAUUCGGUCUCAGAGCCGCUCAAGAGAUUGGAAUUCAUGUGCGAUCGACCCUCUUGCAUGCGGACCCGGUCGAACGGAUCCUGUUCAAUCGAGCGUUCUGGUGUCUUUAUCACAUCGACAGGUUGAACUGCGCGGCAAUUGGCCGAUCUGUGGCUAUACAGGAUACAGAUUUCGACGCCGACUACCCCAUUGCCGUUGACGAUGAGUAUUGGUCCGGAGACUUUGUGCAGCCAGCACAUGCGGGUGUGCCCAAAGUUGCCGCUUUCGUUCAUACGCUCAAGCUGGACCACAUUAUAGGAGCCGCUCUACGAACGAUUUACGCCAUCAACAAGCUUCCUGAACACGGAGCCGAUAGCGCAGCUCAGAGAUCGACUGUGGUCGAAUUGGACUCGGCCCUGAACGCAUGGGCAGACGCGGUGCCAGACGGAUUGCGAUGGGACCCGACCAGAGCCGAUCACGGCUUGUUCGAACAAAGCGCAGUGCUGUAUGUUCACUACUACUUUUGCCAGAUUCUCGUUCAUCGUCCAUUCAUCCCUUCACCGAAAAAGGCCGAAUCCGUCGGAUUACCUGCUCUGGCCAUUUGCUCGAACGCAGCACGUUCUAUAUGCAGCAUUGUCGAUACCGUCAUGCGACGGGGUCGCGGAUCCGGUCUUCUGCCAGGCAGAAUUCUCACCGUUCACUUUAUGCUCCCCGUAUGGAUCGCUUCACUCGUUCUGCUCAUCAGUGUCUAUACCGGGCGUCAACAACCAAGCGAGCGAGAAAGAACCGUUGGGGACAUUCAAAAAUGCCUCGCCGCAAUGAAGGAGCUUGAAGUGACUUGGAGACAGGCGGGGAAAUUGACGGACGUUCUUGCAGAAUUUGCAGAGGGACUCGAGAGCCUGAAGAGUUCUGAGCAGUCCUCACACGGCGAGAAAAGAGCAUUGACGCCCGAAUUAGACCUCAAUAUACUCGAGCAGCUGCAGAAUGGGGAGCUAGAUGAGCUAUGGGAGCAGCUGUUUCCGCAAGGAUUCUCGUGA
This is a messenger RNA of Kockovaella imperatae, 2214 nucleotides long. RefSeq names its product fungal-specific transcription factor domain-domain-containing protein. Gene Ontology annotation, biological process: regulation of DNA-templated transcription; DNA-templated transcription. Gene Ontology annotation, molecular function: DNA binding; DNA-binding transcription factor activity, RNA polymerase II-specific; zinc ion binding. The transcript has 2 exons. NCBI's taxonomy places the organism in Eukaryota, Fungi, Basidiomycota, Tremellomycetes, Tremellales, Cuniculitremaceae. The record is from RefSeq and is a predicted model, not a curated record. The coding region runs from base 1 to 2214 and encodes 737 amino acids.